AUGGAAAUGUGUGCACCACAUGUUUCUGCAAUGAAGAAUGGCAAGAGCUUAGAUGAAAUUCGUAAAUCUGCGACAUUUCAUCCUUCCAUUUGGGGAGACUUCUUUCUCAAAUAUGAUUCUAAUAACACGAAAAUCACUGAUGCUGAACAAGAAGAACUAGCAAAGCAUAAAGAAAUGGUUAGAAAAAUGCUCUCUCAAACUCCAAACGAUUCAACGUGCAAACUGGAACUCAUCGAUGAGAUCCAGCGCCUGGGAGUGGAAUACCAUUUCGAAAAAGAAAUCGAGGAAUCCUUGAAACAUAUUCAUGACAGUUACAUGCAGCGAAAUUGCAAAGACAAUGAUGAUCUACACAUUGUGGCCCUUCGUUUUCGUUUGCUUAGACAACAAGGUUACAAUGUCCCAUGUGGCGUGUUCUGCAAAUUCACUGACAGUGAAGGCAAUUAUGAAGCGUCGUUGCAAAAUGACGUUGAAGGAUUGCUGAACUUGUACGAGGCUGCACAUCUUUUGACACACGACGAGGGGAUUCUGGAGAAUGCAAUAGAGUUCUGUUCGUCUCAUCUUCAUGCUUCACUCCACAAGUUGGAUGAUGUUUCGCUCUCUAAACGUGUCGGAGAAGCUCUGGAGAUGCCAAACCGUUGGAGUCUCGCAAGAUUGGGUGCCAGAAAGUUCAUUUCUGCGUACCAAGAAGACGAGGCACAUAAUGAAAUACUUCUGAAUUUUGCAAAAUUGGAUUUCAACCUAUUGCAGAAGAUGCACCAGAGAGAGCUCAGUGAUGCUACAAGGUGGUGGAAGAAAUUGGACGUAGCAAAUAAAAUUCCGCAUGCAAGAGAUAGGAUUGCUGAAUUGUACUUGUGGGUGUUGGGAGUCUUCUUUGAGCCAUGCUAUGCUAAAGCAAGAAGAAUAUUAUUGAAAUGCAUUUCGAUGGCUUCAAUCGCCGACGAUACAUAUGAAUAUGCCACACUAGAAGAACUACGGAUUCUAACAGACGCUAUUGAACGUUGGGAUGUUAAUGAGACCUUGGAGGAUUCGCCACCAUACAUCCAAAUGCUAUACAGAAGCCUUAUCAAAACAUACACUGAAAUCGAAGAUGAAAUGGCGAAAACGGGAGAAUCAUACCGCGUCCAAUAUGCAAAACAAGAGAUGAAAAAGCUAUUGGUGUCAUAUUUUGACGAGGUGAAAUGGUUAUAUAAUGAUAAUUAUAUUCCAACGCCAGGAGAGUAUUUGAAGGUGUCUGUAGUAUCCGGUGGUUACAUGAUGUUGUCCACAACUUCUUUGGUUGGUAUGGGAGAUGAUCAAGUUACCAAAAAUGAUUUCGAUUGGAUUGUAAACGAACCUCUAAUAGAUCGAGCAUCGGCAUUAUUAGCUCGAUUGUUGGAUGACUUAGUUGGAGAUGAGUAUGAGGAGAAGCCUUCAUCAAUACAUUGUUACAUGAGACAAUAUGGGAUGUCGGAGGAUGAUGCUCGUGCUAAAAUUAAACAACAAAUGAAGAAUGCAUGGAAAGAUAUGAAUCAAGAAUGCCUUGAGCCAACACCGGCAUCCAUGCCAAUCCUCAUGCGCAUUAUCAAUCUGGCUCGAGCCGCCCAACUUAUCUAUUCCAACGGGGAUUGCUAUACCGAUCCCAACAAAGCCAAAGAAUGGGUGAAGAUGUUACUUAUCGAGGCCGUUCCAAUUUGA
Messenger RNA from Salvia splendens (bonfire salvia), 1674 nucleotides. Its product is annotated as bicyclogermacrene synthase. The transcript has 7 exons. The record is from RefSeq and is a predicted model, not a curated record. Gene Ontology annotation, biological process: diterpenoid biosynthetic process. Bases 1 to 1674 code for a protein of 557 amino acids. Gene Ontology annotation, molecular function: terpene synthase activity; magnesium ion binding. NCBI's taxonomy places the organism in Eukaryota, Viridiplantae, Streptophyta, Magnoliopsida, Lamiales, Lamiaceae.